AUGGCUAGUCAAUAUAUUGAUGAAAUAGCGCCAGACGUAAUAACACCUCAUGAUAAUGACACAACGGCCGAUGAACCCGUAAAGCAUUUAGAUACAGUCAUUGCUUUAUAUGAUUUCCCAGGAACUCAACCUUCACAUUUACCUUUGAAUUUAGGUGAUACCAUAUAUGUUCUAUCAAAAUCAGGGACUGGAUGGUGGGAUGGGGUUCUCAUGGGUGCAUCUGGAGAGUGGCAUCGAGGAUGGUUCCCACAUAAUUAUGUCAGAUCUGUUAACUAUGUUCAACCGGUUUUGAACAAGCUUAAAGACAAUAAAGAAUUAGAUUCAAUUACAGCAGCAAAUACAGCAGCAAAUGUUUUAAUUCCAUCAUUUACAAAUCUUUUACAGAAAAAUUUGGGUGAUUCUGAAAAAAAUAGCCCUGCCAAUUCCACAAGAAAGAACUCAGUGGUAAGUUUUGCUAGUUCAGAAACUAGUAUUCCAUCCGAUUCAAAGUAUAGUCAACAACAACAACAACAACAACAACAGCAACAACAACAUCUACAUGCUUCGCAUCAAUAUCAUCAACCUCAAGCUCAUGAUUCUAGUACUCUCGAUACCCAGGGCGCAAGAGAUUCAACCGUGACAGUCGAUACUGUAGAACUUGAUACUCCCACGUUUCAGGACUCAUCUAUAUCACAUACAUUACCAGCAAACGAUUUGAAUGAAGAAAUUACUCCGGUUGAAGUUGAGGAAGCAGAAAGAUUAAUUCAAGAGUAUAAAGAAAUUCAUCACCACAGCCUUACUUGGAUUCCUCGAAUUACAACGAAAGGUGACUAUAUCUUUUACUGUCAACAAUUGAAUACAUACUGCAGUACAAUUCCGAUGUCCCAUUUUGAUGUGAAUGACAUGUCUCCAAAUUUUCAAUACCCAGAUAACGAAACCAUUACUGACGCCUCAAUUAUUCAAAUACAAGGUUCACAACAGCGUAGUGAUAGUAUGCUAAGUCAGAGAGCUGGCUCAUCAACGAAUUUUGAAGCCUUAAAACGUGACUCACACUCAUCAGUGGCAACCCAGAGUUCUGGAUCGUCUUACCAUCAUUUCAACAGACCUUUCUUUUCUAUGGAUAAUUUGUUUUACAAACAUAUCACGGACGUUAGCAAUUGGACUAAAUUAAGAGAUGAAUUCAAUUAUCUUUUAGAUUUGACUACAAAAUCUUUGAAGGAACAGAAUAGGCAAUUGUUUGGAACACAUUUUGCAAGAUUAAAUAAGUUACUAUCAAUAGUGCUUUCUUCUUCAAGAUUAAAUCAAGAUGAUUUUGUUGAUACAAAGUAUGAAGGAUCUGUGAGGCGUAAGUUGAAAAGGAUAGGUGCAUGCUAUUCUCAGAUUUAUAUAAACGGAAUCUUACAUUUAAGUAUAUUACAUCAUUCCCUAGGGUCAACUGAUGAUCAAUUGUUCACUUUCAACAUAUCCAAGUUAAAUAAAUCUGCCGCUAGUUGCAAUGCUUCACCUAUGUCGUCAGUCGCCGCUGGUGUACACGGAACGGGAGAUGACGCAAAUUUCUACGAUAAGUUAGAGGGAAUCAAGCUUGGAGAAGACGGAAAUAGAGAUGAUUUUGUGACGUAUAUGGAUCAAUUGGAUUUUGAAAUCGAGAAAUUGAGGAAAAAUAUGAAUGCUCUAAUAAAGAUUUUCCUUAAAUUAAGUCGUGGGAAAAGAGUAAAACGGUCCGAUUAUGACUCGUCUGAUGCAUCUGAAGAUGAAGGUGACGAUAGAUACGAUAUAUUGCCUCAAUCAUAUCCAAGAUUUCUCAUGGAUGAGUUUAAUGGAGGUAAUUGGUGUAAUCCAUUUUUUACAACAAACAAUCCUGUACUAAACGUCAGUGGUGACGAUCUAAAGAACAGAUAUCAUACAAAGAUUGUGGUAGACCAUCAAGCAUAUGAUUCUGUAUAUCAAUAUAUGGAAGAAAUGAUCAAAUUGAGUAAUGAAGCAUUGCAAUUCCUUGAUCCGAAAGUUCAGGAUUUAGACUAUUAUAAUGAAUCGUUGAAGAAUGAUAGAGAUACACAAAUUUUGCGAUUAAUUUAUAAAUAUCUUUAUAAUUCCAGCUCCAUGAUUGAUAUAGUGGAGUCGUUUGAUUUUACUGUUUUCUGUCUAAUUAAGAGAUAUGCUUCCAAUGAAGAGAACGAGCCAGGGGAUAACUCAAAUAUAGGAUCUUCAGAUGAUAUAACAAAGAUGCAAGAUAGCCCAUCUGUCAACUCGAAGUUGACUUUUGAUUAUCCAGUUGUUCUAGAAUUUUUUUACUUGAAGCAAGAGUUUCAUGAUUUGAUUCUCAGGAUCAUGAUGGCCACACAGUCUUUGACUUUAGAAGAUCCGGAAGUAUUCAAGGGCUUGAAAGAUGAAGAUCCCUUGUUUUACAAUCGUGAUAUCUUGAAAGCACCCACAGAAAAGGCCGCGUUGUUGUUAUCGAACAUUCUCUUGGAAAAAAUCAACCAUAGGAAGGGAGAAGCAAUUUCCCUCAAUCCAGACACGCUAUUAUCAGAUUAUUUGUCGGAUGGAAUUAAACUAUGCGACAAGAUGUUGACCAUUAUUCAGCAAUUGAUUGAAGAAAGAGACACUAUCUUGAAUUAUGCAACAAGAGUAAUGCACGAUGAUUUUGAUGUUCAGCUAUUAGUGAUGGAACGUAAUAACACCAUGCUGACUGAAAAAUCUGAAGAACAUUCAUAUUACAGCGGUGGACACAAAAAAGAAGCCGAUGUGGCAUGGUAUCUUGAAGGUGACGACGAAUAUGAUUUAUUGUUAGAUGUUAAGGGAAACAUCAAAGGAGGAAGUAAAGAAGCCCUUGUGGCACAUUUGACCCAUCAUGAUAUGUUUGACAGUUCGUUUAAUCAAGUAUUUUUGUUGACCUUUGCGUCUAUGAUGUCGUUGGGUGAGUUAAUUGUAUUGUUGAUCAGUAGAUUUGAUUUAGAAGCUCCCGAGGGGUUAAGUUAUGAAGAAUAUAACAUAUGGAUUUCCAAGAAACAAAACCCCAUUCGAUUGAGGGUAAUGAAUAUAAUGAAGUUAUUAGUGGAGAAGCAUUGGUCAAAGUCAUACUACAAUGAGCAAAUCAUAAAGCAGUGGUUGGCUUUUGCCCGAUCAGCCCCUGUUCAAUCGUAUUCCAUUGGAAAGAUGUUGGCUAAUGAUCUAAACAAGUUGUUAAAUGGACAGCAGGUUUAUGUCGAGAGAGAACCAGUUAUACCUGACUUAAAACCACCAGCUCCAUUAACAAAAGGGUCAUCUUUAGGAAGAAAAGUCCGAUUAUUGGAUAUUGACUAUGUUGAAUUAGCAAGACAGUUGACUUUACGUGAAUUUAGAUUGUAUUGCAAAAUAACCAAAUUUGCAUGUCUAGCAAAAGUCUGGGGAAAGAAAUCUGGGUUGAAUGAGAACAUUGAUAGCAUUACUGCGUUUAUUAAGGCUUCUAAUCAGCUCACUAAUUUUGUUGCAUAUAUGAUCUUGAGAAAGCCCGAUCCUAAAAAGCGUGUUCAGAUUAUCCGUUAUUUCAUCCAAGUGGCAGAAAAGUGUAGGCAGUACAAUAACUUUUCAUCCAUGACCGCCAUUAUUUCGGCUUUGUAUUCUUCUCCAAUCCAUCGAUUAAGGAAAACAUGGAAAUAUGUCAGUGCUGAUUCGUUGUCUCAAUUGCAAAAUAUGAAUAAGUUAAUGAAUUCUUCAAGAAACUUUAAUGAAUAUCGAGAUGUACUAAAAUUCAUUGGGUCUGAACCUUGUGUUCCAUUUUUUGGGGUUUACUUGUCUGACUUGACAUUUGUUUAUCAUGGUAAUCCAGACUGCUUAAUCAAUAGAACCCGGAUGAUAAACUUUGCCAAACGUGCAAAAACUUGUGAAAUUGUUAGUGGGAUUGAUAGGUUCAAAACCAUUGGCUAUAAUUUUACAGAAGUGAAUGAAAUUCAACGGUACCUUGAUGGUUGGUUUGAAAAAUGCCCUCCCAUUGAAGAACAAUAUCAAAUCUCGUUGAAUUUGGAACCUAGAGAGCAAGUCAAUAGCACUAGUGGGAUCGCUUCUGGUGCUACUGCUGGUAAUUCCAAUACAAAGAAUUCGCGAUCCGUAUAA
Molecule: messenger RNA, 4071 nt
Organism: Hemisphaericaspora subhashii
Lineage: Eukaryota; Fungi; Ascomycota; Pichiomycetes; Serinales; Debaryomycetaceae
Gene: CSC25
Product: Ras family guanine nucleotide exchange factor
Exons: 1
Coding region: 1-4071 (1356 amino acids)
Biological process (GO): positive regulation of GTPase activity; Ras protein signal transduction
Cellular component (GO): plasma membrane
Molecular function (GO): protein binding; guanyl-nucleotide exchange factor activity
Source: RefSeq, a predicted model, not a curated record